Calliphora vicina (urban bluebottle blowfly) is the source of this 740-nucleotide messenger RNA. RefSeq names its product EEF1A lysine methyltransferase 2. The transcript has a single exon. NCBI's taxonomy places the organism in Eukaryota, Metazoa, Arthropoda, Insecta, Diptera, Calliphoridae. Bases 36 to 689 code for a protein of 217 amino acids. The record is from RefSeq and is a predicted model, not a curated record. Gene Ontology annotation, molecular function: protein-lysine N-methyltransferase activity. Gene Ontology annotation, cellular component: cytoplasm.
AUUUUUCUUCAGCUGUUUCUGUUGUUAGAAGCAUCAUGUCCGUGGAAGAAUUGAAUGGAUCAGAGUUGGGCACAAAAGAGUACUGGGAACAGGCUUAUGAACGUGAAAUUAAAAAUUAUCGAAAUCACGGAGAUGUUGGUGAAAUAUGGUUUGAUGAAGAUUCCCAAAUACGUGUUAUUAAUUGGAUAAUGAAACGGGAUGAUAUUGAAGAUGAUGAACGCAUAAUUGACUUGGGCUGUGGCAAUGGAAUGUUGUUAAUAGAACUAGCACGAGAGGGCUACACCAAUUUGCUGGGAGUGGAUUACUCCCCAAAAGCAGUGGAACUAGCUCAAAGUAUUGCUAAGGACCAAGACUUAAAGAUCGAUUAUAAAGUAGCUGAUUUAAUGAAUGUUGAAUCGUGCAAAGAUUUGGGUCAAUUUGGUGUAGUACAUGACAAAGGUACAUACGAUGCUAUUAGUUUGUGUCCUGACAAUCCAAAAGAAAAGAGAGAAUUGUACAUGGAAUCGGUAAGAAACAUAAUGACAGAAGAAAGUAUGUUUAUUAUCACGUCUUGCAACUGGACCGAAGAUGAGCUAAUUAAUAGUUUUCUGGGGAAGUUUGAGAAAAUGUGUAGCAUACCGACUCCAUCUUUUAAGUUCGGUGGAAAAGUUGGCAGUGUCGUUACCUCAGUAGUUUUUAAGAAAAUUUAAAAAUUGUAGUUCCUUCAUAUUUUAUAAUAAAAUGUUUUUUAAAAAAAUUCA